This is a messenger RNA of Cyclopterus lumpus (lumpfish), 1961 nucleotides long. It is a transcript of the gene tra2b, whose product is annotated as transformer 2 beta homolog. Bases 972 to 1631 code for a protein of 219 amino acids. Gene Ontology annotation, cellular component: spliceosomal complex. Gene Ontology annotation, biological process: positive regulation of mRNA splicing, via spliceosome. Gene Ontology annotation, molecular function: RNA binding. The record is from RefSeq and is a predicted model, not a curated record. Lineage: Eukaryota; Metazoa; Chordata; Actinopteri; Perciformes; Cyclopteridae. The transcript is spliced from 8 exons.
ACACUCGCGCGCACACACAGGCGGCUGUAGCUAGCUGCUGGUUAGCACCGCGGCAUAAAAACCUAGCAUUGUAAUAUAUUCAGCGGCACUAAAAAAAAAAAAUGAGCGAAAACGACAAAGGUUACGCCGAGCGGGUGAAGAAGAAAGUGCGGAAGAAGUCCACUUAAUUUUCAAUAAUAUGAAGCUGUGAUGUGUGAAGCUGAAAUUGUUGAAUGCAUGCUAAAACAGGAGGAGGGAAGAAGUAUGGGCAAUGUGUGAGAGAUGGGGGAAGUAAGAAGAAGUAAAACAAUUGAAGAAAGAAGAAUAAUGUGAAGUAAUGAAGUUACAGAAAUGAAGUUAAGGAAGUAAUCUGGAUAAGGCCACAGCGCUAAGUAAUUUUCUGGUCUGUUUGUCAAAUGCGUGCAUGUUUUUAUUAUUAAAUACAACCAACAGUUUUAAUCAUUGCAAUUUUUACACAACUGACAAAUUCCUGUUAUUUCACCAUGUUGCCAAUAUAAUUAUAUUGAUUAAUGUAAUCCUGUUGAUGUCAUAUUAUCCACGACAACUAAAUUACAUUUACCAGCAUUCCUAAUCCACUAUCCUAAAUUCUGUAUUUUUCACACAGGAUAGUCUUAAUUAUUGCAUAGAAUGAUUUAGGCACAUUUCUCAGUUUGUCCUCUCAUUGAUGCUGAUAAGAGGUGUGUUGGUGUGUGUGGUUCGUUCAGGAGUCUCGCUCUGCAUCCCGGAGUGUGAGUCCAAGGGGCUCUGGGAAGUCGGCAAGUCGCUCCCCAGCCCGGUCACCUGCCCGUUCUAAAGAAGGCUCCCGCUCUAAGUCUCGGUCUCAGUCCAGGUCAAAAUCAGGGUCUCACUCCCAUCGUGGCUCAAGGAGACACUAUAGCCGAUCUCGCUCCCGCUCAAGGUCCUAUCGCCGCCGAUCUCACAGUAGGUCCUACAGUGGAGAGCGCCGGCGCAGGAGUCAUAGCCGCUCACCGAUGUCCAACCGCCGCAGACAUUGUGGCAAUCGCGCUAAUCCAGACCCAAACGGUUGCGUGGGAGUGUUUGGUCUGAGCUUGUACACCACAGAGAGGGAUCUGAGGGACGUCUUCUCUAAAUACGGCCCCCUGGCGGAUGUCUCUAUUGUGUAUGACCAGCAGUCGAGGCGCUCUCGGGGCUUUGCUUUCGUCUACUUCGAGACCAAAGAUGACGCUAAUGAGGCAAAGGAACGAGCUAAUGGCAUGGAGCUGGAUGGUCGUAGGAUCAGGGUGGACUUCUCCAUUACGAAAAGACCUCACACACCAACCCCUGGAAUCUACAUGGGUCGGCCCACAUAUGGUGGUGGUGGUGGCGGCGGCGGCAGCGGCAGCAGCAGUGGCGGCGGUGGAGGAGGAGGAGGAGGAGGCGGGGGUGGUGGCGGCGGCAGUAGCAGCAGCGGUGGAGGUGGCGGGAGUGGUCCAAGUGGUCCUCGCCGCAAUUCUCGGGACUAUGACCGUGGAUACGACCGCGGGUACGACCGUGGAUAUGAUAGAGGUGGCUGUGAUCGCUAUGAUGACAGGGACCACUACAGAUCAUACAGGCGCUCUCCGUCCCCUUACUACAGAGGGGCAUACAGGUCUCGUUCCAGAUCGCGAUCCUAUUCUCCUCGUCGCUAUUGAACGUUGCUGUGAAGCCCGUCCAACUCCCACACAGGAACAAGAAAUGUUUCUGAGUGGAAUGACUGAUUUCAGUAUCCAUCUUCUUUCUUAAGGGGAUCUUCAUACUUCUAUUUGCUAACGUAUAUGAACAGUAAAUGUAUACUGGGAUCAGUUUCUAAGCCGUGUCAUUUGACAUGACUAAGCUCUCCCCUCAUGUUUCUAAUUUUAAAUGUAAAGGCAACAACUGCCAUGAAAAAUAUAUUAAUGUUCUUAUUAAUGUAUUUUUUGUAUACAAGAUCGAGUGAACGUUCAUCUUUGAACAGAUUAAAAGGACUCUUUUUUUUUUUUUUU